This is a messenger RNA of Sardina pilchardus (European sardine), 994 nucleotides long. Its product is annotated as microfibril-associated glycoprotein 4-like. Gene Ontology annotation, biological process: elastic fiber assembly. The transcript has 5 exons. The record is from RefSeq and is a predicted model, not a curated record. Bases 80 to 829 code for a protein of 249 amino acids. Lineage: Eukaryota; Metazoa; Chordata; Actinopteri; Clupeiformes; Clupeidae.
UUCUUCCCUCUGCUGACAUUUGGUGCGAGAGACGUUAUAUGGUACACGCUUUUCCAUAGACCAGGAGGUUGCAUCCAACAUGUUCCGCUACUUUGUAGCUCUCUUGCUCCCCCUGGUGGUGAUCUCACACCCCGUCGGUCGAAGCCUGCUGCCCUUGGACUGUGAGGACGUCUACCAGAAUGGGUCAGUGCACAACGGUGUUUACACCAUCUACCCGACGACGGAGGACAAGCCUGUGGAGGUGUACUGUGACAUGGGGUGUACAGAGGACGAGAACCACGAGGACGGGCAGUGGACGGUGUUCCAGAGGAGACUGGAUGGCACGGUGAGCUUCUACAGGCCCUGGCAUGACUACAAGACUGGCUUUGGGAGCAAGAAUGGAGAGUACUGGCUGGGUCUGGAGACUAUUUUCAGACUCACCUGGAGAGGUAAGUACGAGCUGCGGGUGGACUUGGAGGACUGGGAGAGAGGCCGCGUCUACGCCCACUAUCCGUCCUUCUCCAUUGACUCGGAGGACGAUGGCUACACGCUUCGCUUGAGCGGAUACGUUGACGGAGGAGCAGGUGAUUCUCUGCACCGAGUGAACGCAAUGAAGUUCUCCACCUACGACAAAGACCAAGACAACUAUGGCUAUGUCAACUGUGCAGAAAGAUAUCAUGGCGGCUUUUGGUUUGGAGACUGCCAUUACGCCAACCCCAAUGGGUUGUACAAAGGCAAGGGGCCAGUGGAGAGCUACACAGGAGUCAUGUGGUACGACUGGAAAGGCUACGUUUACUCUCUCAAGUCUAUCACAAUGAAAAUCAAGAGGGUGUCUCUGUCUGAAGCAUAAUUUGCAAUGGACUCUCUCUCUCUCUCUCUCUCUCUCUCUCUCUCGCUUUCUCUCUCUCUCAUGAAUCAAAAAUGUUCAGUUAAAAUUUGAUUUUGAUUUUUCCAAAUUGCUAUAAGGCCAAAAGAAAGGCAUAAAGGGCAAUAAAAGUGCUUCUCUCAAAUCCCA